This is a messenger RNA of Rangifer tarandus platyrhynchus (Svalbard reindeer), 348 nucleotides long. NCBI's taxonomy places the organism in Eukaryota, Metazoa, Chordata, Mammalia, Artiodactyla, Cervidae. The record is from the annotation of a GenBank genome assembly.
AUGGCACGAUGGCCCCACCUCAGCCAGGCAGCUGUGAUGAGAGGUGUUGACCCAGCUGCCUCUGUGCUGGCUCACUGUGUCAGGUGCAAGGGGCUGACACAGCCACAGGGGCUAAGGGUCUUCUGGCAUAGUCAGAGGCCCUGGGACCGGCCAGGGGCAGGACUGGAGCCAGGGUCCUCUGGAGUUCAACCAGGCUUGGGUGAUCAGUGGGACAGGGAGUUGGUGAGAGACAGGCUCUGGGCCAGGAAAAACAGCCCAGAGCCACAGGUGUGCUGCUGGUUCUUGCUCCUCUCCUGUCUUCAUCUGUCCUGUUUGGUGACAGCACUCAGCAGGCUUGGAGCCCAGUAA